AUGAAUAAUAGCACUGAGAUUAGGAAUGACUAUGUAAUUGAAAAUUUCAAAUGCUCUUUUUUGAAUUGCAGCUAGAGAGAAUAAAGUCUUGUACCUUCUGAUAAUAAUUUUGUGUAUUUCUAUCAAAAGCAAAAUCCCCCUUCAUUCAAUAUGAAUGAAUCUGAAUCUAGACAAAUAGAAGUUAUAGAACAAAUAAACACUAUAUAACCAGUGGAGAUCAAAUUCAUUUGCCAGGGAUGUAACAAUGAUAUGAUGAAAAAGCCAAUUUAGCUUAUAAAAUAAAUUAGUGAUAAUAUUAAUUUAGAAAAUUAAAAUAGAUAUGAAAUCUUUUUAGAUAGGGAUGGGAGAGAAACUCCUUAUCCUCCUAAGAAAGGUAAAUUUACAAAACAAAUGCAAAAAUGCAAAAAAUGCUUAGACAAUGAAAUUGAAAUGUAAAAUUUUGACCAAAAUUUAAAAAAUUACAUAAAUAACUAAGAUGAUAUAGAUAUUAAGAUUAUGAUUGCAAAAUAUUAUGCUCAAGAAUAAUAUAAUAAAGAUAAAUAAAUGUUCCAAAUUUUGAGAUAAAAACUAAAUACUAAUUUGGGGCCAAUUGAAAGACUAAUGAUUCUGAAUAAAAUGAAAAUGAUAGUUAAGAAAUAUGAAUGA
Messenger RNA from Paramecium tetraurelia, 645 nucleotides. RefSeq lists its product as uncharacterized. The transcript is spliced from 2 exons. The record is from RefSeq and is a predicted model, not a curated record. NCBI's taxonomy places the organism in Eukaryota, Ciliophora, Oligohymenophorea, Peniculida, Parameciidae.